AGGUUAUAUAAAGGAGUUGCCGUUAAUCAUUCUUUCACUUGCUCAUGGCAUGAACGCGUGAUCAUGUUAGAAUUGUGAACAUGUCAACAAAAGUUUUGCGAUCACUUAGUUCUUUAGCCUCAACAGUCGAAAACAGCAAGAAAUAUGAGGUGUGGAGAAGGGCCCAGGAGGCAGUUACAGCAUUAAACACACUUCAGAGCAAUGCACAGACUCUGGAGAAAAUACGCCAGCAAGGAGGCAAAAAGGCCGAGCUCAACAUCCCCAACAUGAUCAAGUUUGCGGAACGAGUCGGCAUCACAUUAGAUGAUGUGGAUAAACUCUCCAUAAUCCAUGUAAGUGGGACGAAAGGAAAAGGAUCUACAUGUGCCUUUUGUGAGAGCAUACUGAGACAUCAGGGAUACAAAACAGGAUUCUUCAGUUCACCACAUCUAGUUGAAGUUCGAGAGCGUUUCAGGAUCAAUGGAAUUCCAAUCACAAGGGACAAAUUUACGGAUUACUUUUGGGAUGUGUUUGGGAGGUUGGAGAAAACAAAGGAGUCUUUUGAUGGAUCCAUGCCAACAUACUUCUCUUUUCUGACCGUGAUGUCCCUAUACGUGUUCCUGAAAGAGGAAGUAGAUGUGGCAAUUAUGGAGGUUGGGAUUGGAGGGCAGUAUGAUAGCACAAACUUAAUACGGAAACCAGUUGCCUGUGGAGUUGCAUCCCUUGGUCUAGAUCAUACCUCUAUACUUGGCGAUACUGUUGAUAAAAUUGCCUGGCACAAAGCUGGGAUAUUUAAGCCAAGUGUACCAGCAGUGACCUCACCACAGCCUGAUAUUGCUUUAAAUGUCAUAAAAGAGCGGGCCAAAGAAAUUGGGUGUCCAUUAAGUGUUGCCCCGUCUUUAUCCCUGUUCGAGUCAGUUGGACAACCCCUCAGUCUCGGGAUUGCAGGACACAUGCAAAGACAAAAUGCAGCACUAGCCAUUCAACUGUGUAAAUUGUGGAUAGACAACAGAAGGAAACAGCAAAAAAACAUGGAGGAUGAUCAAAACGGCAAGACGACGGAGUGGAACACAGAAGACAUGAGGCUUCCUUCAUCAGUGACUGAAGGACUUAAGCACUGUAGAUGGGAUGGCAGGAACCAGACAAUAAAGAAACCAGGAAUCACAUAUUACCUGGAUGGAGCUCAUACAUUAGAAAGUGUUCAGCAAUGUAUACAAUGGUUCAGAUGUGCUUCAGCGGAGGAAUCUGAAAAAUUGAGAGGCCAUGUAAUCCAGGUCCUUGUAUUUAACUCGACAGGCGAUAGGGAAGCUAGUGUACUUAUUGAACCGUUGGUGAAUUGUGGUUUUGAUGCAGCAGUAUUCUGUCCAAAUAUUGCCUUCUCUACUUUAAAUACUGUUGCACGCUCCACUAAAACAGAUGCAACGAAUUUUACCGUUACAAAGGAAAGUCAGCUAAACCGUGUUCUUGCUAACAUGCUGUUGUUUGAAAGACUGGCAGUUAAAAGACUACAACAACAAAAGCAUGAAAAAGAAACAACACAGAGAGAGAGAGACAACACACGUGAUGCGAAAAGACCAAGGUUCUCAAAAUUGGACACUCACAACAUUGAAGACAAGGGAGAUAACUCUCAGACUGUCUGUGAUAUUGAAGACUGUGUUAUUACCAAAGAUUUCCCUUGUAUUUCUUCAGCAUUAAAUUGGGCAACUCAGGGAAAAGAACCAAAUAUUUCAUCUCAGUCUUUCACAGAAUUCCCCUCCAAAGUGAAGGAUGCAGACCAUAUACAGAUUUUGGUGACCGGCAGUCUGCACUUGGUGGGGGGUGUUAUAGGGCUUAUUGGACCAGAAUAAAAAUCGAUUUUUAUAUUCA
Molecule: messenger RNA, 1845 nt
Organism: Saccostrea echinata
Lineage: Eukaryota; Metazoa; Mollusca; Bivalvia; Ostreida; Ostreidae
Product: folylpolyglutamate synthase, mitochondrial-like
Exons: 14
Coding region: 81-1826 (581 amino acids)
Biological process (GO): tetrahydrofolylpolyglutamate biosynthetic process
Cellular component (GO): cytoplasm; mitochondrion; cytosol
Molecular function (GO): ATP binding; tetrahydrofolylpolyglutamate synthase activity
Source: RefSeq, a predicted model, not a curated record